GCCCCGCUCGGGGCGGGCCCGAGGCCGCGGUGCCGGGCGGGGAUGGCGGAGGCGGAGGCGGCGCAGGGCCGGGUCCAGGCGGCCGUGGAGAGCGCGGUGCAGGGGCUGGAGCGGGAGCGGAUCCGCGCCAUGCAGGGUGCCAUGUUCCGGUGCAGUGCCCGUUGCUGUGAGGACGGCUCAGCCUCCAUGCAGGAGGUCCAGCGCUGCAUCGAGCGCUGCCACGCGCCCCUGGCCCAGGCCCAGGCCAUCGUCACUGCCGAGCUCGAGCACUUCCAGGACCGGCUGAGCCGCUGCUCCCUGCAGUGCCGGGACCAGGCGAAGGACGCGCUGGACUCGGGGGGCUCGGAGCCCAAGGUGAGGGGGCAGCUGGACGCCUGCCUGGCCUCCUGCGGGGACCAGCACCUGCGCCUCGUGCCCCUCAUGGCCAGGAAGAUGAGGGACGGGCUGGCUGCCAUCCAGCAGUGAUGGGGGGCACCGAGGAGACCCCCCCAACGGCCUCAGCAAAGGAGAGCGGCUGCGGGGACCCGGGAAUUCCCAAAGUGCAGCUGGGACACACUGAAGGACAUUGGUACCACCCAAACCCUGCCUGGGACCCCCCAAAAUAUACUUGGUACAACCCAAAA
Pseudopipra pipra is the source of this 623-nucleotide messenger RNA. It is a transcript of the gene TIMCC, whose product is annotated as family with sequence similarity 136 member A. The coding region runs from base 43 to 465 and encodes 140 amino acids. The transcript has 3 exons. Lineage: Eukaryota; Metazoa; Chordata; Aves; Passeriformes; Pipridae. Gene Ontology annotation, cellular component: cytoplasm. The record is from RefSeq and is a predicted model, not a curated record.